Epinephelus moara (kelp grouper) is the source of this 753-nucleotide messenger RNA. RefSeq lists its product as uncharacterized. The transcript has 5 exons. The coding region runs from base 1 to 753 and encodes 250 amino acids. The record is from RefSeq and is a predicted model, not a curated record. NCBI's taxonomy places the organism in Eukaryota, Metazoa, Chordata, Actinopteri, Perciformes, Serranidae.
AUGACUGUGAUCAAAGAGUAUGAAGAGACCGGGAGUUUGAAAGAUUCCACCCAGCGUUUAAUGGUGAACAUCAUUAUGGCUCACAUGCGCGAAAAGGAAGGGAGAGGUGUACUUAAGGCAACAAAGGAGUUUCAUGGCCUUGGGAUUGUGUCGCUCUUCCCAUCUUUGAAGGACCCAUACUCAAAAAAGGGAUAUAUUUUGCAGGACUUCUUGUUGAUGUUUGGUCCAGAGACUGCUUCCAGAUUCCUGGGAAAAUGGGACACCGGAUUUAAAGACAAGGUCAUCCGAGAGGCCAGGACCCUCAGAGAGACGUCUCUCCUGAAAAAACUGCUGACAUCUGCCCUGAAUGAAGAAUCUGACAACGGAAGGAAGCGGCCCAAGAAGAUCAGUGUCGGAGAGGCAACAGAUCAUCUGGUGAAAUUUCAAAAGUCCUGCCAGAGCCUUGAGGAUCACCUCAUGACCACUGAAGGAAACCCCCAGCCAUAUCUUCUGGCCUCAGGGACUUCAAAAGCACAGGUUUCCACCUUCUACAUAGUCUUGGAUAGAAAACUUCUUCCAUGUCAGCCAUGUACAUCCUUGGGUGCAUUUGAUGAGCUGUUCAAGUCCCACUUUGUGUUCAGUGUGAAAUAUGACGAUGCUCUGUCCAGUCUGUACACAUUUUUGCAGACCACGCUGUACAACAUUGAUAUAGGCACAACAGAAGAAACUCCAAAAGUCAAAGAGCUGCGAGCAAAGCUGUUGAACAAGCAGUAA